Molecule: messenger RNA, 1851 nt
Organism: Anopheles darlingi
Lineage: Eukaryota; Metazoa; Arthropoda; Insecta; Diptera; Culicidae
Product: H/ACA ribonucleoprotein complex non-core subunit NAF1
Exons: 2
Coding region: 45-1658 (537 amino acids)
Biological process (GO): pseudouridine synthesis; box H/ACA snoRNP assembly; ribosome biogenesis
Cellular component (GO): sno(s)RNA-containing ribonucleoprotein complex
Molecular function (GO): RNA binding
Source: RefSeq, a predicted model, not a curated record
UCGACAAAUUUUGUGCGCGGCGGUUCUUUAUUUCUUUGAAUAAAAUGGAGGAUAUUGUGAUAGAGCCUGAUAAUACGAAUGGCGACAAGCGGCAUACACGUUUGAUAUCGGACGACAGCAGCGUGGAAGCACAGGACACGGAAAGCCCCAAAUCAGCAUCGGAAAUCGCUACCCCGUAUGUGGAUAAGGAAGCGGAAGCUACAAAGGAAAGUUUAAAAGACGAUGUCCCCCCUUCAACCGAAGCAAAAAAUACUAGCACUGAGAGUAAGCAGGAAGUAGAGCAAGAUUCAGCCCUAGAACCGAAAACCACAGCUGAUUCCGCUGCACCGCAAGUUGACCCCUUAGAAGUGGUGCCAAGCAGUAAAGAGAAGAUUGAAGAAAACGUAGAAAUAAAAAAUAUCGAAGGAAAAGAAACAUCUCAAUCAGAGACUAUCGAAGCGAAAGUAGGUGAUAUCAAGAUGACUGAAACACCCGAGGAAAGCCAAACGAUGGAAGUCGAGGAAGAACGACCUACAGAGACAAAGCCGGAUAGUGCAGUGAUUUCAAUAGAAAAACAGAUUGUUGAACAGCAACAGCUUGAGAAACUGGCUGUACAGAAUAUCACGGGAAACAGUUCCUUGUCGCUACUUAGUCAGUACGCGGGAAGUUCCGAAGAUUCGGCAUCUGAUUCGGAUAGCAUGGAAGAAGCUGAAAAGAAGCUUCCCUCGUCCUCAUCCUCGGAAGAUGAGGAUGAUGUACAGGAAACGAAAGAGCACGUUCUGGCUGAGAGCUAUCGCUACCGCGAGGAUCCCAUUCUGGUUAGUGAUGCAGAAACCAUGGACACAAACGUCGUGUCGUCCGAUGAUGAAGAAGGAGACAACACUGCCAAGGCAGGUCCGCUUCGCACGAAAGGAGAAAUUCUCUUGCACGAGAUGCCACCGAUCGAGGAGCUAACGAUUACGGUUCCCGAGGAGGAAUGCCAACCAAUCGGUCGCAUCGAUUCCAUUGUCGCCCAGAUCGUACUGGUGCAGUCGGAACCGGGCGUGGAGCUCCUUAACCUGGAGACCGUUCUGUUUCUUGAUCGCGGAAAACGAACUUUGGGCAAAAUCUUUGACGUCAUCGGGCAGGUGAACAGGCCAAUCUAUUGCGUACUGUUCAAUUCGAACCAGGAGGUACUGGCCAAAAACAUUACCGUUGGGAUGGAGGUGUUCUGUGCGCCCCGGACCGAACACACUUCGUUUAUCAUUCUAUCGGAGUUGAUGCGAAUGAAGGGUUCGGAUGCAAGCUGGAUGAACGAUAAUGAGCCACCGCCACAUAUGGUCGAGUAUUCCGAUGAUGAAUCAGAACGGUAUGCUAGAAAGGGUCACAAGAAGGGUGCCAAUGCGAAAGAACCCCCGGGGCAAAACGUACAGUCCCAACAAAACCCACAACAGUACCAACAGCAUUAUCAACGAUCGCACCACCAACCGAGAGGCCAGUUUCGGCGUCCCACAGGAAACUACCGAAGAAAUAAUUACCCGCGGCGACCAUCGGGAUACAGUUGGCAUCAUAAUUUAAACCAACCUGACCAUCAACGACAGCAGCAACCGCAAGGUUCCUCCCAACAGUCGCAUAAUCCCACCAUGCUACCGAAUCCGUUCGCUGCAUUUCGACAACCGCCCUCUUCUGGACCACAGUAAUCGUGAUCAUGUUUUUCUGUGCUGAAGAUGGAAUGAGCAUUCGAUGUUUAAAAAAAAACCCGCGUCCACACAGAUAAAGGCAAAAGCUGUUUUGAAUUAACACGCAGGGCUACGUGUUGUGUAAGAAUUGAGAUGUUCUCAGUGAAAAGAUGUGAAUUUGAAAUAAAGUAAGGAUUGAAUUUUUAUCUAGAAA